GGUUUUCUUUAUUGAGAAGUUCAAAUUCUCAUCUCAAGAAGCAAGUGCAAUUAACAGUAUUGUGUAUAUCAUCUCGGCUCCCAUGUCCCCAGUCUUUGGCCUCCUGGUGGAUAAACUUGGAAAGAAUAUCAUCUGGGUUUUAUGUGCGGUAGUAACUACGCUUGCUUCUCACAUUAUGUUGGCUUUUACCUUCUGGAACCCCUGGAUAGCCAUGUGUUUGCUAGGAGUUGCCUACUCGUUGCUCGCCUGUGCCUUGUGGCCCAUGGUGGCCUUCGUUGUUCCAGAGCAUCAGCUGGGAACUGCGUAUGGCUUUAUGCAGUCCAUCCAGAACCUUGGUCUGGCCAUCAUCGCUAUAGCAGCUGGGAUGAUUCUGGACACAAGAGGAUACUUGUUUCUCGAAGUCUUCUUCAGUGCUUGUGUUUGCUUGUCCCUAAUAGCCGUAGUCAUGCUGUACUUUGUGAAUCACUUCACAGGGGGUGAUCUCAACUGGUCUGCAAAGAAAAGGGAAAAACUGCAGAAAGUAGCUGCAAAUGAAGCAGAAGAACAAGAGAGACUCAGACGCCAAAAUGAAGAUGACUUGGCUAAAUUACGGCCAAAAGCUGAUGACUUUAGUUUAAGGAAUAAAUACCUCUCCAAACUAGGCGCUCAGGUAUUAGUAACAAAGUAG
Mesitornis unicolor (brown roatelo) is the source of this 667-nucleotide messenger RNA. RefSeq names its product major facilitator superfamily domain-containing protein 1-like. Gene Ontology annotation, molecular function: transmembrane transporter activity. Gene Ontology annotation, cellular component: lysosome. The transcript has 7 exons. Gene Ontology annotation, biological process: transmembrane transport. The annotation marks the transcript as partial. The record is from RefSeq and is a predicted model, not a curated record. NCBI's taxonomy places the organism in Eukaryota, Metazoa, Chordata, Aves, Mesitornithiformes, Mesitornithidae.